AUGCCCGCUCAAACCCUCACCCGCGCCGAGGUCGCCAAACACAACACCGAGGACUCCCUCUGGUGCAUCAUCGACCACCGCGUGUAUGACCUGACCGAUUUCGUCGACGCCCACCCCGGUGGAGCCGUCGUGCUCGCCCAGGUCGCCGGUCAAGAUGCCACCACCGAGUUCUACAACCUUCACCGGCAGGAGGUCCUCGAGAAGUACCGCGACCAGCUGUGCAUCGGUACCCUCGAGGGCGAGAAGUCCGAGGUGAUCGAGCCUAAGCCCGGCGCGUUGAGCCCCGUCCCCUAUGCGGAGCCGCUGUGGCUGCGCCCGCAGUUCAAAAGCCCUUACUUCAAGGAGAGCCACCGCCGGCUGCAGAAGGCCGUGCGCGAAUUCACGGAUAAAUACGUUACACCCGAGGCGCAGGAGAAGGAGAGCGAUGGCACCUAUAUCAGCCAGGAGCUGAUUGACCGCAUGGCGGAGACCAAUGUCCUGGCCAUGCGAUUGGGCCCCGGAAAGCACCUGCAUGGUCGUUCGCUGCUUGGCGGUGUUAUUGAUGGGAAAGAGUUUGACUAUCUGCAUGAUAUGAUUGUCACGCAGGAGCUGGUGCGGGCGAAUGCUCGUGGCUUCCAGGAUGGCAACAUGGCUGGUAUGGCUAUCUCGCUUACCGCGGUGCAGGCGUGGUUGCGGAACACCGAGCUCAAGGAGCGCGUCACCGCUGAGGUCCUGUCGGGUCAGAAGAAGAUGUGUCUUGCCAUCACCGAGGCUUUUGCUGGCUCGGAUGUAGCCGGCCUUAAGACGACCGCCGAGAAGACCCCGGACGGCAAAUACUACAUUGUCAACGGUACCAAGAAGUGGAUCACCAACGGCAUGUUUGCGGACUAUUUUGUGACUGGGUGCAAGACCGAUAAGGGCUUCUCGGUGCUGCUGAUUCCCCGCGGCGAGGGCGUCGAAACCAAGCAGAUCAAAACUUCCUACUCGACUGCCGCCGCGACUGCUUUUGUGUCGUUCGAAAACGUCAAAGUCCCCGUCGGCAACCUCCUGGGCGAGGAGCACAAGGGCUUCAUUGUCAUCAUGAGCAACUUCAACCACGAGCGAUUUAUGAUGGUCGCCGCCGUGGUGCGCAUGUCCAUGACGAUUGUGGAGGAGUGCCUGAAGUGGUGCAACCAGCGCAUCGUCUUUGGCAAGAAGCUCGUUGAACAGCCAGUCAUUCGCCAAAAGCUCGCCCGCAUGAUCUCUCUCACCGAAUCCAACCAAGCCUGGCUCGAGUCCAUCGCCUACCAGAUGUGCAACAUGAGCUACGCCGAACAGUCGGCGCACCUGGGCGGACCCAUCGGCCUGCUCAAGUCGCAUGCCACCCGGUCAGCGCAGGAGAUUGCAGACCACUCGACCAACAUCUUCGGUGGCCGUGGUAUCACGCAGAGCGGCAUGGGCAAGAUCAUUGAGAUGUUCCACCGCACGUACAAAUUCGACGCCAUCCUGGGCGGGACCGAGGAGAUUCUGGCGGAUCUGGGUGUGCGACAGGCGAUGAAGAAGUUCCCCAAGGCGAUGCUGUAG
Penicillium canariense is the source of this 1542-nucleotide messenger RNA. Its product is annotated as acyl-CoA dehydrogenase family protein. The transcript has 3 exons. The record is from RefSeq and is a predicted model, not a curated record. The coding region runs from base 1 to 1542 and encodes 513 amino acids. Gene Ontology annotation, molecular function: flavin adenine dinucleotide binding; acyl-CoA dehydrogenase activity; heme binding. NCBI's taxonomy places the organism in Eukaryota, Fungi, Ascomycota, Eurotiomycetes, Eurotiales, Aspergillaceae.